AUGCAAUAACCAUUGAAUAAAAUCAAGCUCAUCCAAAAUAAAGAUGUCACUCAAGAUAGGAAAAAAGCAUCCCAAAUUUUGCAUUAUCUUAUGGAGAGGAAACAAGAGUCUCAGUUUGAAGAUCCAUUUGAAUUACUUAGAAAUAUGAAUGAUGUCUUAUAUAAUUAUGGAGAACAAAUCAAACCCUAAACGGAAGAAAAUGAUUACGAAGAGAAUUCACUUCAUUAGAUAGCAAACAAUUCAAGUUCAAAAAGAGACUAAUAAGGGUUUAACACUGGCUAUGGAGCCAUGAGAUAAACAUAAGGAAUCGGUAAAGUGUUUAUGCACACUAAAUAGAAUAAUAGUAUGUAUGAUACUCUGACUUAGAGUAAUAACAAAAGAAAAAAUAAUAGAAUGAAUAUGACUUACCUUGGAGGAGAUCGAAAUGAAUCUCUUACUUAGAGGGAUCUUUCGUUCCCAGACAUCAAGGAGAAAUCGCAAUUACUCUCAGAAGAUACUAUCAAUAACUCUGCAAAGAAAAAUAAAAUCAAGCCUGCAAUCAACAAAUAGAUUGAAAAGCUACUUGAUACUAAUAUCCCAGAAGUUACAAAGAUGUUCGAUGGCCUAGAUUAUAAAUAUCAACGGAUAAUGAAAUUAAAAGAGGAAUUUCAAGACAUUAAGACAUAGUUUACUGCCCCUGUAUCUUUAAAAAGUGCAAAGAACAAGAAAAAAUCUAUCAAUAUUUCUCAUAAUUCUUAAUCCAUUCUUUAAACUGCAGAUUCAAAUAACAAUACUCUCCAUUUUUCCAAGCAUAUGAGCGAUUCAACGGCUGCAGAUCAAUAAUACCUCUAUGCAAAAAAUGAAAAUUAUGAUUACUAAAUACUUGAAAAUCCUUAAUUGGAGAACAAGUCAACUUUAGAAGAGACCAAUGAUUAGCGAAAGAAUGAAUCAGCUACUGACUCAUAUAAUAGGACUCAAUCCUAGCCAAGAUAAAGACUAUAGGAAAUGAUCCAGAAACACAAUAUGUCCAUAGCAUAAAUAAAAGAGAAUAUCAACAGUAAAGGUUUCAAAAUUAAUGUAUUCAAUCACACAUCUAUGUCAAAUGAUAAGAAUGGUAUUCAUCUAAAGAGAGAAAGGCUUCUUAAUUAGAAAAGAGCUUAAUUAGCUUUAAAAUCUUAAUGUGGACUGGAGGAAAUUCCUAGUACUAUCGGAAGCCAAACAGUGAAGAGGAAUAGUUAUGAUGAUAAUAAACAUAAAUAAAAGCUAGUUGCAAAACAUCUUAGAAAUGUGGAUCAAGAUAUUUCUUAUCAAAAUGCAAGCUUUGUUGAUAUAAGUAUGAAUACUACUUCAAAUAUGAUUCAUAAUCCUAGCUAAGAGAGACAAUUUGAUAACCCAGUUAGCUUUAGAAGAUAACUAAAAAAUUAAAUCAAUACUGGUGGCUAUAUGACUCUACAGCAAUUAAAUAUGGAGAAAGUCAGAUCAGAUGCUUUGAAGAGAUUCAAGAAACUAUACCCUAAAGAUUCAUAAUAUUAUGUGAAUGAUACUCAGCUUGAUGUAGAAUCUUCAUAAAGGGAGCUUGAAGAUAAAUUUGAUAAAUAUUAAAUGCUCAAUAAAGACUCUUCAUUAUCAUAGCAGCAGUAGACCUCAAGGUAAGCUGCAACAUCUGAUCCAAGAAGAGAUUAGUCUGGCAUUGACAAGAAUAAAUAGGGCAGAGAGAGCUUUUUGAUUCAAAACUAUGGUGAUGAGCUUUCCAAGUUGAAAAUUAAUAUUCAACCUUAGCAACAUGCAGGUGUUGCCCUCUAUGAGUAAUUUGUAGAGAAUAAGAAUAAGUAGCUUAAGAUGAUAAAAAAGCAGCAAAAAAAACUUUUAAAAAAAUAGAAGAAAGCUUAGGAAAAGGAAAAAUAGAAAAAUGCUUCAGUCGAAAAUAUAUAUCUUAGAGAAUCUUAAAGUAAAAAUCUAUAAAGCUAAGGAGGAGUAUAGUCAUCAAAAGGAGGUAAAAGAAAAUCUAAACAAUCCUCAAGAGCUGACUCAUGUAUUUCCUAAAAUAGAUUAUCGCAGUCUUUUUUAACUAAAUCAAUAAAACAUAUGAUAAAGCCAGAAUCCAAGGAGUUUACAGUAGGAGGAGAUUAAAUGAUAGUUGCCUAAUCAGCCAGAUAGGAUACUGUAGAGAUUUAAACUACCGAGACUGAUGGAGAAGGCAUUUUAAAAGAAGAAUAAUCAUUGGACCUAAUCAAUGAUGAGUUCUAGAUUCAACUCUCUAAACAGAACAAAAAUGCAAUUAAGUUUGAAAUAUAGCAGCCUCUUAGUUAGCAAGCAGAUUUAAAUAAGAGAGACUAAUCUUAGAAAGUGUAAAAUAGGAAGAAAAAAACUAAAAAGAUUUAAUAGGAAAAGGAAGUUGAGGAGGAAAUUCCGAUUGAAGUUUUAAUGAUGAAGAGUUCUAUAUUCAAUUACAAGUUCUAUCCAGAUGAGGAAUAAAUUCAGGAUGUUUAAAAUUCAGUGGACUCAACCUUAUGA
Messenger RNA from Stylonychia lemnae, 2493 nucleotides. Lineage: Eukaryota; Ciliophora; Spirotrichea; Sporadotrichida; Oxytrichidae. The record is from the annotation of a GenBank genome assembly.